This is a messenger RNA of Cervus elaphus (red deer), 1636 nucleotides long. It is a transcript of the gene KPNA7, whose product is annotated as karyopherin subunit alpha 7. The transcript has 10 exons. Gene Ontology annotation, molecular function: protein binding; nuclear import signal receptor activity. The coding region runs from base 1 to 1536 and encodes 511 amino acids. NCBI's taxonomy places the organism in Eukaryota, Metazoa, Chordata, Mammalia, Artiodactyla, Cervidae. The record is from RefSeq and is a predicted model, not a curated record. Gene Ontology annotation, cellular component: cytoplasm; nucleus. Gene Ontology annotation, biological process: NLS-bearing protein import into nucleus.
AUGCCCGGCUCAGAUGUCUCUACACCUGCCAAUGCAAGGCGGCAGCAGAGGAUUGCGGUCAGCCUGGAGCUCCGGAAAGCCAAGAAGGAUGAGCAGGCCUUGAAGAGGAGGAACAUCACCAAUGUCUCACCUGACCCUGCUGAUCAGCAGACCAAAGGGGACAGCCUCACCCUGCAAGAAAUAAUCGGUGGUGUCAAUGCCUCGGAUCCAGAACUAUGUUUCCAGGCCACCCAAGCAGCCAGGAAAAUGCUGUCCCGGGAGAAGAACCCUCCUCUGAAGCUGAUUGUGGACGCAGGACUCAUCCCCAGGCUGGUGGAGCUCCUGAAGUCAUCCCUUCACCCCCGCUUGCAGUUCGAGGCAGCCUGGGCUCUGACCAACAUUGCUUCGGGGGCCACGGAGCUGACUCGCGCCGUCGUGGACGGGGGUGCCAUCCAGCCCCUGGUUGAGCUCCUGUCUUCCCCUCACAUGACUGUGUGUGAACAGGCCGUGUGGGCCCUCGGGAACAUAGCAGGUGAUGGACCAGAAUUCAGAGACAACGUUAUCUCAAGUGAUGCCAUCCCACAUCUGCUGACCCUGGUUUCGUCAAGCAUACCAGUCCCAUUCCUGCGGAACAUCGCCUGGACCCUGUCCAACCUGUGCCGGAACAAGAACCCGUACCCCUCCGACCACGCGGUGAAGCAGAUGCUGCCUGCCCUCUUCUACCUCCUGGGGCACCCAGACAGAGAGGUCCUCUCCGACACCUGCUGGGCCCUGUCCUACCUCACCGAUGGCUGCGAUGCGCGCAUCGGCCAGGUGGUAGACACCGGGGUCCUGCCCAGGCUGGUUGAGCUGAUGAGCAGCUCGGAACUCAAUGUCUUGACCCCCUCUCUCCGCACCGUGGGCAACAUCGUCACGGGAACCGACCACCAGACCCAGCUGGCCCUGGACGCAGGCAUCUUGAGUGUGCUGCCCCAGCUCCUGACGCAUCCCCGCUCCUCCAUCCAGAAGGAGGCAGCCUGGGCCCUGAGCAACGUGGCCGCUGGGCCCCGCCAACACAUCCAGCAGCUCAUCGCCUGUGGCGCCCUGCCUCCCUUGGUGGCCGUGCUAAAAAACGGAGAGUUUAAAGUCCAGAAAGAGGCUGUCUGGACGGUGGCUAACUUCACAACUGGGGGCUCCGUGGACCAGUUGAUCCAGCUCGUCCAGGCUGGAGUCUUGGAGCCACUAAUAAAUCUCCUCACCAUCCCAGACAACAAAAUCGUGAUCAUCAUCCUCGACGUCCUCUUUUUCAUCCUCCAGGCAGCGGAGAAGAUUUCUCAGAAGGAAAACAUGUGUCUGCUGAUAGAAGGACUCGGUGGGCUUGAUAGAAUUGAGGCUCUGCAACUUCACGAGAACCAUCAGGUCGCCCUGACUGCGCUGAACAUUAUUGAGAGACACUUCUCCGAGGAAGAAGAAACUGUCACAGCCUUACCAGCCCAGGACCAAGAUCACAAAUUCUUAAAGGACUUAACAAACACAUACCACUGCUGCACAACUCCUAAACGGGGACCCAGACCCUAGGACUCACUUCUUUAAGAAAACCCCUUCCCCUUGGUAUACCACAGGUGUAAAGCUUUUUUAAAACUGAAUGUUAAUAAAAUUUUCCACAUUUUCACCUCCA